Molecule: messenger RNA, 1227 nt
Organism: Crotalus tigris (Tiger rattlesnake)
Lineage: Eukaryota; Metazoa; Chordata; Lepidosauria; Squamata; Viperidae
Gene: OARD1
Product: O-acyl-ADP-ribose deacylase 1
Exons: 5
Coding region: 420-875 (151 amino acids)
Biological process (GO): peptidyl-glutamate ADP-deribosylation
Source: RefSeq, a predicted model, not a curated record
UGGUGGCCAGUGUGGUCCUUUUUUUCCCGCCAUUGCUGUCUUAGAGAGUUGGCGGGCGGGGGCGGGCUAAGGAAACACGUCAUGUCUUGGAGGCGCAUCGAGGGGCGGCCACUCGCCCUUUGGUGGAGCUUUGCCGGUUUCAAAAGCAGUGUUUUUGUGGCCCUGUAUAGGUUUUUACACACGAGAGGGCGAAGGAUGUGUUAAAAAGUCUCAGAAUUAUUGUUUUUCAUGGAGGGGGGGGAAAGGGAAGGUUAUCGCUAUCUAACUGGUGCCCUAAUUCGUAUUUGAUAGUUUGGGUUUACAGCAAUUUUAAAUUUUUUAGUAGUCAUUUCUCUUUGCUUGCUUUUCCUGCCAUGAAUAUGAAAAUUAUUAUUUUCUAAUCUUUGUAGCUGAAAAAAAUUCCUGUGAUCCACCCAGUUAUGGCUAGUACCCGAGUUUCUGGAAAUGAAGAAAGGAUUAAAUAUGUACAGGGAGAUCUUUUUACUUGUUCAGAAACAGAUUCCUUGGCUCACUGUAUUAGUGAGGAUUGUCACAUGAGUGCUGGCAUAGCUGCUAUUUUUAAGAGGAAGUUUGGUGGCGUUCAGGAACUUUUGAACCAACACAAGAAGACUGGAGAUGUGGCUGUUCUGAAGAGGGAAACUAGAUACGUAUACUACUUGAUCUCAAAGAACAAAUAUUUUCAUAAACCUACAUAUGACAAUUUACGGAAGAGUUUAGAAGCUAUGAAAAUCCAUUGUCUGAAAAAUGCAGUAAUUCACGUUUCUAUGCCAAAGAUUGGUUGUGGACUUGACCGUCUGGACUGGAAGAAAGUUUCAACAAUGCUUGAAGAAGUAUUUGAAGAUACCAAUAUUCAUAUUACAGUUUAUACUCUUUAAUUUCUAAUAUAAUUGUCUUUUCGGUUUGAUGUCAUAUCGUUGUAUCUUAGCUGGCAUGUGCUGAUAAUAUUCAUAUUACUAAUUCUAGUUUCCACUAAUUCUAGUUUCCACAAUUCUUUAAGUCAUCUGCUUACUCAAAUUAAAAAAAAAAAAAGUCAAAAUGUACAUUCUAAUGUUUGGAUACUUUGUAUAUCUAUCUCCUAUUUAGCAAUUGGAAGAUGUUAUUUUUGAUCUUGAUUGGCAAUCAUGGAAAAGAUUGGAAUAAGGUGGAACAUUAUGUUUCAGUUAUAGAUUUAAAUGUUUACAAAAAAAAUCAGAUGUUCACAUAUGUAAAUAAAAGACCUUUUCCAAA